ACCAAGACGCUUAAAGUGUCAAAAGUUAAAGAGCUACAAGGUCAAUAUUUACGAAGGUGAGUAGGGAGGAAAGAAAUUCAAUAGUUUAACUUAUGGAGGUUGAAACUAUUGGAGUUCUUGGAUUAUCCACGUUACCCUUAUUUUGCUGAUUACCCUUCAACUAUUCCCAGUUUGUUCCAAAUUGUGGGCAAAAUGUCCCCAUUUGUUCCCAGUCUGUCCCAGUUCUUGGACAGCUGUAUUAUUUUUCAGUAUACUCCUCAGGAUAACACCGAAUAUGCUAUGAAGCCAAAGCACUUCAAAAUUUAACUGGCUUAAAUCCUUUCACCAGGAAGACCAACUGAAAAGCAUUAGCUGUUGGGGUGGGUAGAGUAGAGGGAGGAUGAAACAAAGAUUUGCCAUAUGAAAUAACAAUUCAAGAUUGAGGUCUGCAGUGUGCUCGGUGUCCCGCGGAUCUGUCUCUUGCUUCAACAGCGUUUGGAUGGAACAGACCCCUGGGGCUCCCCUUCUUCCAGCCUCCGACUACCCUCCAGCCUCUUUUCCGGUCGCAGCCUUCGGACCAACUUCUCAACCAUCCUCUACCUCCGGUGGGACCCACCAAUACCGUUUUUUUGAGCUCAGCUCCUUAUUGCCGAUGAAGCAUGAGCUCCCACAUUCGUCAGAAUUAUUCUACCGAAGUGGAGGCUGCCAUCAACCGCCUGGUCAACUUGUACCUACGGGCCUCUUACACCUACCUCUCUCUGGGCUUCUAUUUCAACCGCGAUGAUGUGGCUCUGGAGGGCGUAUGCCACUUCUUCUGCGAGUUGGCGGAGGAGAAGCGCGAAUGUGCCAAGUGUCUCUUGAAGAUGCAAAACCAGCAUGGUGACCACGCCCUCUUCCAGGACUUGCAGAAGCCGUCCCAAGAUGAGUGGGGUACAACCCUGGAUGCCAUGAAAGCCGCCGUUGUCCUGGAGAAGAGCCUGAACCAGGCCCUUUUGGAUCUGCAUGCCCUGGGUUCUGCCCACGCAGACCCCCAUCUCUGUGACUUCUUGGAGAGCCACUUCCUAGACGAGGAGGUGAAACUCAUCAAGAAGAUGGGCGACAAUCUCACCAACAUCCAGAGGCUCGUUGGCCCCCAAGCUGGGCUGGGCGAGUGUCUCUUUGAAAGGCUCACCCUCAAGCAUGACUAGGAGCCUCCAGAGUCCAGCGGCCUUUGAGGGGGCCCCUCUGGCAUCCCCCUGGUGUCGGAGUUUCUGCCUGAGCCCAUCUCCCUGCAGCCACGAGAGAGAGCUUUUUAACUACCCUGGAGCCCUCUGCCCACGCCGUGGACCAAAUGGAAACAAUAAAGCUUUUUGCAAAAAAAAAAAAAAAAAGAUUGAGGUCAAAGGGAAGCAAAAGAGUUUUAGGUUCAGCACAAACUGGUAUUUUGGAGUAUCGUACAAAGAAUGUCACAUUACAUACAAUAUUUAUCAGAUAUUUUCCCCAGGUUAUGUCCAAUUUUAAACUCCACAAUUAAAGAAGCAGCUACAUUUGCCAAUACAACAUAUAUGCACUUGGGUGUACAUUGAGUUGGGAAGGAAGUGCCACUAAUUUUAUUGUGUGCUCUAUGACCCGAACGGAAAAAUAUGUCCUACCAUUUUGGAAACACUGGAUCGCAACUCAGCUAUUUGAGAGAAAUUAAAUAAUACAAUGUGUCCUCUGAGGCCAAAAUGGUUAGAAAAUCAUUUGAGACUGGGCUACCAUAUUCUUGCUCAAGUGCUGAUCUCGUUCUUUCAUGAACAAAGUUAAAGAAAGAUGAGUUUAGAAAAGAUUGUUUGUGGCAAAGUUUGGUUCAUUUCAAAGCGAAUUAAACUGGUCUUACCCAAACUUCUGAAGGCUGAUAACAAUAAUUUCAUUCUCAGAUUUUAAUUUUGUUAAAAGAGCUUUAAAAAUCCUGGGAAUCCAGUUUUAAGCAUUUAGAAAAAAGACUAUGUUUUCUGACCUUUUAGGAAAAAUUAAGCUAUAAUUUUCAUACUUGUUGAUAUGACCUAAAAACAAAUGGUUAAUUAGUUAAUUUCAUUAUGUACUUUCUAUAGAUAAUAUUCUACAUACAGUCAUGAACUGCAUAACAACAUUUGAGUCAACAAUGGACUGAAUGUAUGAUGGUGGUCCCAUAAAAUUAGUA
Equus caballus (horse) is the source of this 2140-nucleotide messenger RNA. NCBI's taxonomy places the organism in Eukaryota, Metazoa, Chordata, Mammalia, Perissodactyla, Equidae. The record is from RefSeq and is a predicted model, not a curated record.